Molecule: messenger RNA, 275 nt
Organism: Rotaria sp. Silwood2
Lineage: Eukaryota; Metazoa; Rotifera; Eurotatoria; Philodinida; Philodinidae
Source: the annotation of a GenBank genome assembly
AUGAUUACUAGUGAGAAUUUUUUUGUCAAUUUGGAACAUUGGUCUCAAAUUCAUGAAAAAUUACGUUUAGCUAUUGAACGUUUAUUAUCAGUAUGUGAUGAUGAAUUUACAACAGUUUUACAUAAUAAAUUAUUAUUUAUAAAUCGUCGAUGGAAAGAAAUAGUUGAAUCUAUUCAACAAUUUAAACAUGAUGAAUCAGUAAAGAAAAAACGUGAUGAAUUUUAUGCUGGUCGUGCAAAAUUAUUAGAUACAUUAGAUAAAAUUGAUCGAGAGAU